AUGCAGGACACACCUGGAAACAAAGCAGCCGUCGACGCUGAGGUUGAACUCUCCCACCCCGAGCAUCGUGAUGUUCCAUCGGGAUACGAAGAUCCUCACAAAGCCGCACUCGAAGACAAUCCCGAGCAUGCUGAAAAGCUUAGCCUUUCUGUCAUCCUUUCUGCUCUUUUCCUCGGCACAUCCUUUACGGGUCCGAUUAUCUUCGGCUUCAUCCUCGCCACUCCUAUUCUUGUGCAAUUAAGCCAGAUCCUCGGGGGUGAGAAUAUUGAUUUUUGGAUACCAUCUGGAUGGGGUGCAGCUGCCGCUGUCGGAUUCUCCAUCGCAGGAAGGCUCUCAGAUAUCUUUGGACGCAGAUAUGUCAUCCUAGUGGGACAGCUGCUCACCGUGGUGGGUGCGGCCGUUGCGGCCAGUGCACACUCGAUGAAUCAGCUCAUUGCGGGUGAAGUAAUACUUGGUGGCUCGAUUGGAACCGUAUCGGUGGCCUAUGCAGGUAUCUCUGAAAUCCUGCCGAACAAGUGGCGUGGUGUCGGUCUGGCAUGGACUGAACUUAACCUUGCCAGCUGGGCUAUUGCAGGAACCCUCCUUGCCAAUGCUCUCCUGUCACAUGCGAGUUGGCGAGUCAUGUUCUACAUCGCGGCAGGCUAUGGCGCGUUCUCCUUCAUCGGCACUCUCUUCGUCUACUUCCCGCCAAGUCAUCCACGUCCCGACGGCCUCACGAAGUGGCAAGAAUUCAAACAGCUGGAUUUUCUUGGCGCCGCUCUCUAUGUCUCAGGUCUCGCUGUCUUCCUCUUCGGUCUCAAUUCUGGCGGCAACACAUACCCCUGGAAGAGUGCAGGCACUUUAGCACCUCUUAUCCUCGGUCUUAUUGUCUUCUUGGGAGCUUUUGUCUAUGACUUCAAAGUUGCCAAGGAUCCGCUCUUUCCGUGGUACCUGUUCAAGAUGUUCCGGGAGUUCUCAUCACUUUUGAUGCUGGUUUUCGUUGCAGGCAUGGUCUUCUUCGCAGCAUCUGCUCUGAACGCGCAGACCAUACUUUACCUGUACACGGCUGAUCCCAUCAAGAUUGGUGUUUAUUCAAUUCCCUCAGGUGCUGGUCAACUUGUCGGAGGUGUCAUCAUUCCUGGCCUUGUGCACUACAUCAAAUACGUGCAUUAUCAGUUGACCUUCUCUGUCUUUAUGCAAACGCUCUUCUUCGGCCUUGCAGCACUAAUCACUCCACACAAUAUCAACUGGGUAAUGGCUGUGCAGUUCCUGGCCAUGCUUCCGUUCGGAUGGGUGACUUUGAACUCAUACACGACUGCGUCUCUGCAUGUUCCCCAGCGCGACCUUGGCGUUGCUAUCGGCUUGAUCGGGACUUUCCGCUCUCUCGGUGGUGCUGUAGGAUCCGUGGUCUUCUCCUCCAUCUUCAACCAGAUCUCAGCCAAGCAAGUUCCUCAACGAAUUGGCGAUGUAGCAUUGAACGCAGGCAUUUCGGCCAAGAACCUCCCAGACCUCAUUGAGGCCGUCUCGUUGACACUUGUCGGCGUUCCUGGUCAAGCUGCAACUGUACCUUCUGUCUCGGCAUCCGUUUUCUCGAAAUGUGUUGAGGCGGCUCGCCUUGGUUACGCUUACGGUUUCCGGAUUACGUGGCUUGCCUCAAUCCCAUUUGGCGUGAUUGCUAUGUGUUGUGCGGUGGCGGUCCGUGAUCCUUCAAAGUACUUCACCAACCAUGUCGAAGUCCACUUGGAGAAGGAAAUUGGUGGUAACAAGCACGUCAAGGACGGAGAGACUAAGCAAGCCUGA
This is a messenger RNA of Exophiala xenobiotica, 1779 nucleotides long. RefSeq lists its product as uncharacterized. The coding region runs from base 1 to 1779 and encodes 592 amino acids. The transcript is spliced from 3 exons. Lineage: Eukaryota; Fungi; Ascomycota; Eurotiomycetes; Chaetothyriales; Herpotrichiellaceae. Gene Ontology annotation, biological process: transmembrane transport. Gene Ontology annotation, molecular function: transmembrane transporter activity. Gene Ontology annotation, cellular component: membrane. The record is from RefSeq and is a predicted model, not a curated record.